Messenger RNA from Homarus americanus (American lobster), 1544 nucleotides. Its product is annotated as probable serine/threonine-protein kinase samkC. Lineage: Eukaryota; Metazoa; Arthropoda; Malacostraca; Decapoda; Nephropidae. The transcript is spliced from 2 exons. The coding region runs from base 147 to 1220 and encodes 357 amino acids. The record is from RefSeq and is a predicted model, not a curated record.
CUACCGCCAAGGUAGCUGACAUAUACAGCUUCAGUCCACCACUGUGAGUGUAGACCACCUCAUCAGACACAUUUAUAAGUGAGCGAAAAUUAAAGAAAGUGAGAAUAGUGUCGUGUCCCCACUCUGGCUCAAAAGUUAUAUUGACCAUGAAUUCCUACGAUCACUCGAUAGGGCGGUCUAUGUUCGAAGAUAUUAUUAGUUACAACUUCAACGAGGAACACCCUGCCCAACUGAAACUGGUAAACAACGAUCCGUACUUUGGUGACAGCGGCCUGAGCACUAUGUCACAAGACGGACUGUAUGAGCAUGGUGUGGGACUGUCUGCCUCACCUAUGCUGCUUGGAGUGGACGACACAGCACGGAACAGCAACUCAGUCAACAACUACAAUGACGCUGAUGGGCUGUUGAGUGGUGUAGAUUUGCCACUGCAUCUACAACAAGACGUCAACGAAAUACUACAGUUAGGAGAUAACUUCCCUCUAAUGGACCCCAGUGUUACCCGUAAUUUCGAAAUGGACAUGGCUAUCAUCGCCGGAGACCCAGACACUCCCUUGAAUAUGGACACCUUCAAUUUGGAGCACCUCAACCUGGAUGCCCUGCCGGACUACCUCCCACCCGUGCCCAGGACAGUCCAGCAACAACUACCAACACAUCAACAGCAAUUACCAACACAGCAACAGCAACUACCAACACAGCAACAGCAACUACCAACACAGCAACAGCAACUACCAACACAGCAACAAACACGAAGGCGACGUAAACCUACCAGAAAAAAUAGUUUCCAGACACUGAUUCCAGACCCCCAGCCCUUCCCGUCAUCCCCGGGUCAGUCAGCUCCCCUAUACCCACCUAUUGAGGACCUAGGAGUAACCAGUCCCGCUUACUCCCUUACUGACAGCGACCCUGGCAGUAGCGGCGAGACAAACGGCUCCAGACCUCGCCAGCGACGUCCCAGAGUAUCGUACAGUACCUUAACGGAGGAAGAGAAGUAUCACCGUAUCCGAGAUCUCAAUAAUGAGGCCUCACGACAUUACCGCAAGCGACACCAGGAACAGGUGUCCAGUAUGAAGGAGCAGGAGGCACAGCAACUGGAGAAAAACAAGGUACUACAAAUGAAAGCCGCUGGUUUGCAGAAACUAAGAGACCAGAUGGAGACGUACACACACUCCUUCCUAAGGCAACAUAUGUCUGCCCUACCUGACAACUUCACUCAUCAAUAACUUGUUAAUGAAUGUAAUGCUCCUUAACACCAAUAUCUUGUCAUAAUAUGUCUCUUUAAUGCUGUAGCUAGUUAUAGUCAGGAACACCGGUGACAUAUAAUGUUCCCUGACUAUUGUUUUAUAAUACAAAUACGUUUGUUGUUCCACAUAACAUAUUAUGCUCGGUGAACAGAGAAUAUAUUAUACUGUACAUGAGUCAAACAAUGGAUUAAGAGGCAUAUAUUACUGUACCUUAUUAAUUACAUGUUAACUAAUUUUUACAAGUACCUUAAAUGUUGUAUUCUAUAUUUAUAAUUUUGUUAUAAUAAAUUUUGACUUUCUUAA